GUCCUUCUGGCGGCGGUGUUGCACAAAAAUGAAGCACCAGACGAAGAAGAAUUCCGGCGGGUUGUUUGUGUUGUUAGCUUCUGCUGCUGUAAACAUUUAGUCAUUCAACUCUUUUAUUGGUCACAGUGAGUUAAACAUGGAGUCCGUCGAGAGCCGCUUUGCCCACCUGCUGCAACCAAUCAGAGAGCUCACCAAGAACUGGGAUGUGGAUGUGGCGUCUGAGCUCAACGACUAUUUGGAAGAGCUGGAUGAGAUGUGCAUCACAUUUGAUGGCGGGAAGACAAGGCUGAACUUUGCGGAGGCCGCAUUACUCAUCCAAGGAUCAGCAUGUAUCUAUAGCAAAAAAGUGGAGCUUCUGCACAGUCUGGUUUAUCAAACUCUGGACUACAUCAAUGACAGAAAUAAGAAGAAAAAUAAACUGACAGAAUGCCAGGAGGGUGAUGGUGAUACUGCGGCGGGCAGUCAUGAAGAUGAUGAUGACAGUGCUACAUUCACCACGAUGGACUGCACCAUUUCUGAAAACAAACACAAGGUUCUAUCAGGCACGUGUGUGAAUGUCGCUCCUCUUCCUCCUGAGUCUCUGCUUCCUCCAGAAUCCUUUGAGAAGCAGAAGUUUCCUCUGAUCAGUGUGAAAGGAGACAUCCUGUGCAGCCUGAAAGACUUCAGAAUAAACCUCUUCCUCCCAGGAGAGGAAGACUUCAUCCUCCUCACCUUGAAAUCGUCCUGUUCCACACUGCUGCAGGGGUACCGACCCGCAGCUGAGUUCCAGCAACAAGAUUUUGAAUUUCGGCAGUUGGAGGAGCCUGCAGUGGGCGGAGCUGACAUUGAUGAUGCACAGGAUGCUGCAGAAGAGAACCUCGCUCCUGUAGAAGAUGUUGGAAUGGAGCAGGAACCAGAGGAGCACGUUGAAAGACAUGAGGCUCCACGGGAAGGCAGGAUGGUUCGAGAGCGGCAGCAGGUUGAACUCGACAGAGUGAGGGAGGAAGAGCCCACGCACACGGCAAGUGCUUGGACACUUCUCGACCCCUAUGCCGUAGCCGGGGAGGACAAACCACUUAAACCGGGAAAAUGCUACAAGGUCCCCGACGGUUUGGAUGAAGGUGGGAAGAGAAAACGAAAGCGGGCGUCCAAACUGCAGGACUUCAGGACCUGGUUCAGUGGGACCUUUGAUCCUCCUGAGCCCAAGUUAAAAAAUGGACCCACGUUUACAGAUCUGAACUACAUUUACUUGAGCAACAUGAAGUGCAAGAUGUCAGCUCGCCGGCGGAUCUUCAGAAGAGCGGGUGUGAUCGUUUCUGAUGAAGAGCUCAGGCAGACGUUUCUGCAGCGGGAGGAGGCGGAGCCUAUGGAGGAGUUCGGUCACCUGGAUCAGAAUGAAAAUGACAACUCUGACAAUGAACCGGAACUUUGUCCAAACAUUCCUGAGGAGUUUGGUGCAGCACCGGAUUUUAUAUCACCAGACACGCGAACUGAGGACAUGACUUAUGAAAACCUGGUGAAGCUGCGAGUGGAGCAGCUGGUGUUGAACUCACGGGGCUACACACAGGAGACGGCGCUGUCUCGCAGAGUCAAAGACUGGGAGGACCAAAUCCGCCCUGAACUCGCUCUGCAGGAGGAGCGUCCGCCGUUCGACAUCCACGAUUAUGGUGACAGGAUCGUGGCCGCGCUGAGCAGCGUUGGACGCCGCAGAACCUUUGCUGCCAUUGUCCACAGCUUGGACAACUUUGAAGCCUGCAAGUACCUGCUGGCGUCUCUGCAGCUGGCAAACGACUAUACGGUCGAGAUCGACAGCGCCAAGGGUCUGGAGGACGCUGUGGACUCGAUGGGCCUGACGCUGCUCAGUACGCACAGAGCCACCGACAGAUUCAAAACCCUUCACACCUCCUCCUGACCUCUGAGUUCACACAGCGCCACAUUUCCCCCCCAUACUGUUUAUAGUUUGAAAUUUUAAAAAAACAUUUUGGACACAUUCUCAACAUCUUGCAGGACAUAAACAUGACACUGUUUUACAUUUCAUCAUAGUUCUCUGUAAUUUAAAAAGGAUGUUUGAUCUUUUUUUUUUUCAUUUCGUCUCUUUG
Molecule: messenger RNA, 2078 nt
Organism: Thalassophryne amazonica
Lineage: Eukaryota; Metazoa; Chordata; Actinopteri; Batrachoidiformes; Batrachoididae
Gene: ncaph2
Product: non-SMC condensin II complex, subunit H2
Exons: 20
Coding region: 137-1891 (584 amino acids)
Biological process (GO): meiotic chromosome condensation; mitotic sister chromatid separation
Cellular component (GO): condensin complex; nucleus
Molecular function (GO): chromatin binding
Source: RefSeq, a predicted model, not a curated record